AAGCGCCAAUUCAAUGUCUCAUUCGAAAAAAAUCAAUCGGAAAUGGCGCUCUGCGUCUUCCCUUUUUCUCCUCCCCCUCUCCAUCAUUCUCUUCCAACCAAUCUCGAUCUCUAUCGAAUCAUGUCCGACGAUAAGGAGAACUUCGUGAGGAUGACGAGAGCAGCCACCAAAAGAAAAGCUGCUAUGGCAGACGAGGACCGCCUCAGCAAGAAGAAGAAGAAGAGAGUUGUCCUCGGUGAGCUUCCCAACUUGUGCAAUAAGCGAAAACAAACCAGAAAACCCCUUAGAGUUCCGAAGAAGCAAAACAAGAAGACAUCGAAGUCCGAUGUCGACACCAGAUCUGAUGAUCCCCAGAUGUGUGCUCCUUAUGUCACCGGAAUCUUCGUUUAUCUCCGUCAAUUAGAGGUGAAGGAAAAGUCAAGGCCUUUGAUUGAUUAUAUUGAAAAGGUGCAGAAAGAUGUAACGCCUAAUAUGAGAGGAGUAUUGGUUGAUUGGUUAGUUGAAGUUGCUGAAGAGUACAAACUUCUCUCCGACACUCUUUACCUCGCUGUCUCCUACAUCGACAGAUUCUUGUCUCUUCGGACUGUUAAUAGGCAAAAGCUUCAGCUUUUGGGAGUUUCCGCUAUGCUUAUUGCCUCGAAGUAUGAAGAGAUAACGCCUCCGAAUGUGGAGGACUUCUGUUACAUUACAGACAACACUUACACUAAGCAAGAGAUUGUGAAGAUGGAAGCUGAUGUACUUCUUGCUCUUCAGUUUGAAUUAGGAAACCCCACAACCAAUACUUUUCUAAGACGGUUCACAAGAGUUGCGCAAGAAGAUUUCAAUAUGUCACAUUUACAGAUGGAGUUUCUCUGUAGCUAUCUUUCCGAGCUAAGCAUGUUAGACUAUAACAGUUUGAAGUUUCUUCCGUCCGUUGUGGCUGCUUCAGCCGUAUAUCUUGCAAGAUUCAUCAUCCGUCCAAAGCAACAUCCCUGGAGUGUAAUGUUAGAAGAGUACACGAGAUACAAAGCGGGUGAUCUCAGAGAAUGUGUGUGUAUGAUACAUGACUUGUAUCUUAGCAGAAAAGGAGGAGCUUUACAAGCUGUUAGAGAGAAAUACAAGCAGCAUAAGUUCAAGUGUGUUGCGACUAUGCCUGUAUCGCCAGAGCUUCCUCUUACCUUCUUUGAAGAUGUCAGCAUUUAGAGAGAGCUUUGUUCAUCGGCAAAGAAUCAUUUGAAACCAAGAGAAGCAGUUCUUUACUGUUUUGGGUUGUACAUGUCUUAGGACUACUUUUAGUUGAACUUAUGUUUAAAGAUUUUGUAUGUAAUUUUGAAAUGUUUUGCUUGUGUUUUGUAUUUUAGCAUACACUCUUUCCCCCUUUAUUAAUAAGUUCAUACCAA
Molecule: messenger RNA, 1379 nt
Organism: Brassica napus (rape)
Lineage: Eukaryota; Viridiplantae; Streptophyta; Magnoliopsida; Brassicales; Brassicaceae
Product: putative cyclin-A3-1
Exons: 7
Coding region: 43-1182 (379 amino acids)
Biological process (GO): mitotic cell cycle phase transition; regulation of cyclin-dependent protein serine/threonine kinase activity
Cellular component (GO): cytoplasm; nucleus; cyclin-dependent protein kinase holoenzyme complex
Molecular function (GO): cyclin-dependent protein serine/threonine kinase regulator activity
Source: RefSeq, a predicted model, not a curated record